Messenger RNA from Chondrus crispus (carragheen), 1849 nucleotides. RefSeq lists its product as hypothetical. Gene Ontology annotation, molecular function: heat shock protein binding; ATP binding. The transcript has 2 exons. Gene Ontology annotation, biological process: response to heat; protein refolding. The coding region runs from base 1 to 1272 and encodes 423 amino acids. Gene Ontology annotation, cellular component: cytoplasm. The record is from RefSeq and is a predicted model, not a curated record. NCBI's taxonomy places the organism in Eukaryota, Rhodophyta, Florideophyceae, Gigartinales, Gigartinaceae.
AUGAGCUACGCCACCGCCACGGCCUUGCGCCGCCUGUUGACCACGUCCUCCCGCCAGUCCUACCUCCGCCAGAGCCCCUUCCUGCGCCCGCUCUCCUCGUCGGCCCGCUCCUCGCGCGCCGCGCCCGACUACUACGCCACGCUCGGCGUGCCGCCCACCGCCUCGCAGGCCGACAUCAAGAAGGCGUACUACCGCCUGGCCAAGUCGCACCACCCGGACUCGGGCUCGGGCUCCGACGCCUCGGCCUUUGCGGAUCUCUCGCACGCCUACGAGACGCUGUCGGACCCGCGCAAGCGCCAGCUCUACGAUGCGCACGGCCCCGAGGGCGUGAACGCCGCGGACGCCAACAUGCACCCCGGCGGCCCGGGCUUCGCCGGCGCGGCGAACGUCGAGGACAUCCUGCGCGAGUUUGGUCAGUUCUUUUCCGGCGGCGACGCCCCGCGCACCGCCGUCGACGAUCCGUUGCCCGGCGAGGAUAAGCAGGCCGUCGUCACCCUCAGCUUGCGGGAUGCCGCGUUCGGCGUCGUGAAGGAUGUGCGUGUGCACGCAAACAGGACGUGCGCCAAGUGCUCGGGGUCCGGGAAGACGGAGAAGACCACGGUUAAGAGCUGCCCGCAGUGCGGUGGGCAGGGACGCGUCCGCCGCAACGGCGGCAUGUUCCAGACGGUCAUCAUGAGCUGCCACCGUUGCGCUGGUAGCGGCAGCGUCCUGGAGGACCCCUGCGGCUCUUGCGAGGGCAGCGGCGUCACCUCGGGUGUCAGGGACAACUCUGUAUCGUUUCCGCCGGGCUGCGAUACCGGCAUGGUGCUUCGCGUCCCGGGCGGAGGAGGUGCUGGAGCGAGGAUGGGACCGCCGGGCGAUUUGUUCAUUCAAGUCAGGGUCGCAGAAGAUCCCUACUUUCAUAGAGACGGCAGGGACUUGCAUGUCGUUGCCCCGAUUAGCAUUGCGCAGGCCGCUCUAGGGGGCAAGGUCAGCGUCAAAACCCUGGAUGGCGAAGAGAGUGUUAGAGUAAGAACGGGCACCCAGCCGGAUGACACACACAAGCUACAUGGAAGGGCCCUGAGAGGCGUUAAUGAUCCUAAGAGGGGGGACCAGUUUGUCCACUUUAAGGUUGUUGUGCCAGAAACGUUGUCAGAGAAGCAAGAGGAGCUAUUGCAGCAAUUAUUGGAACUGGAGGGCGGCAAGAUCACAAGACCGGAAGAGUGUGAUUCGAGGAGCUUGUUGCAACGGUUUCAGCGGUUUUUGAGAGGCACCAUUGGAGGCGGAAAUUGAAUGGCCACGUGAUCAUCGUUGAUUGAAAAACUACAACCACAAUUGCCACGGGUGCGGAAGACUGCUGAUGGAAGUUGGUGUCUAUGUUUACUGCGCGCGCCAUUGUCCUAUCGUUUGCGUGCCACCGAGCAGAGGGUGGAGACGGCUGGUCGUUGAGGAAGUGCGUCGGAUCCGGAAAGAAUGUCCCCCUCCCCAUCUUGUGUUGCCUCGCAUGUUUUAUGCACGUGGGGCCGUUGUUUUGGGUCUUAAGAGUCCAGUCCAAUCGAGUAGUUGCCGCAUACCGUAUUACCUACAAUAUUAUUAACGGCAGCGACAAUAGCGACGAAAAGGUUGCGCAUCUCUUCGGCAGAAAACGCCUCAGACGACCGACUAGCACACAACAGCCUUUCAGAAAACAUCCAAUUUACUUCAGUGGAACCCGCGAGUCCUUCCUGCCUCUCACAAGAAAAGCGACACCCAUGGUUGACAGAAAGGAAGCAAACAUUCAGUAGUCAGAAAGCGAGGACCACAUGCGUGCUGGUACUGGUGCCAUGUGCAAUAUGUAAAAGUUUAAAAGAUUUGCAGAGUCGGUCGGCGA